UUUUCAAAAAGUAUUGGUAAACAAGCGGGGAAAUUAUUUUUUGGAAAUCAUAAGCGUUUAACCUUUUGGCGGGCCGGUUCGACUUUCCAAUGUCGGCCGGCGAGUCCUCGUUUCUUUCUGUUUUGACACCAUCGCUCUUUCAGUAUCUCUUCGUAUUUCUUUGAUAAAUUUUUUUCUUUAAUUCUCUCUCUUCCCAUAUAUUUGGGAUUCAGCCUUAUUUAAUUUCCUUUUUGAUUGGGAUUCUGCCCUAUUGCAUUUCCUCUUUUUUUUUUGAGUGGAUUUAAUUUCCUUUUUAGUCUCAUUUCAUUUUAUAUUUUUGGGCAGAAAUCCUUCUUUUUUUUCUUCUUCUUCUUUUUUGCCUUUAAUUUUAUGUGAUCAAAUUCUUAUUUCAAACGCUGCUAAUCCAAGUGUUUUUUUAAUACAGUGAUCUAAGGCUGUUUGAUAGUAGCUGUAAAAGCAUUGGGAUAUGUCAAAAGAAAGAAAUGAGUCAAGUGUUCUUGCAAAGUUGAUGUGUAUUGAUAAGCCACUUAGCUCAAAUACUACAUAUCAAAGGCAAAGAGUAUUCUCAGAGAAUUAUCUUCAGAACAUUGCUUCAGUUGCUAAAAGGGAUAAAGUGUUGCCACUAUCAGAUAAUGCUGAUUUUGACAUUGUUUUGCUUGCUGGAACUGGCAAAUUUUUGCAUGAUCGAAGAUUUUCUUCGCCAUCCAGCUCCUCUUUUGGGUAUCAGAAUGGAAACAAAUCAUUCUCUGAACAUACUGAUGGAAGGCCUGUUCGAGUGAACAGAAGGAGUAGCUCGUCUUCAUCAUCUAAUUCCACUUUUGGCAAUCGGAAACGUAAAAACUCGAUGUCUGAUGGAAUUUGUCUUCCAGAGAAGAGAUCAAUGUGUAGCUCCUCUUUUGACAGCAUAAAAUCUACAACUGAAAGCUCUCUGUCUUCUAAGGAAAUAGCAAAGCAAGUAACUGGGCAAGUCAAGCAUAGUGUAUGGCAUUGCUGUGCUGAGUUAUUCAGUAUGAAUCCUAAAAGUGAAAACAGCAGUCAGAAUGUAGUGCAGGAAGGAUUGACUUCACCUCCAUGUUCAUUAAAUUCAGAAAAGAAACGUGAAGUUUCAUGCUUUACUCCAGCCAAGGAAUAUACUAACAAGGAAACCCAGAAAGCCGAAAAGCAACUUUCAGAAAGACGGAGGAAGAGAAAGUUUUCCCUUGAAGAAAGAAAUUGUUGCGGAAGCAAAAUCCAAUAUGAAGGGUUUGUUACAAGUAGUAAAGAAAGGAAUUUCAACACUACUAAUAUGAAUGGAUGUCCGGUUUAUGCUGCGCGAUACUUGGCUAAACCAGUGCUCUUCCCAUCUGCUUGGAUUCCUAGAAGUAGAGCAAGACAGUUAUCACUUGAUAGAAAUUGGUGUUUGAGACCAUCCAAGAGGGUUAGUAAGCAAUGCAAUGAUUCAGAUGACAAUCUAACAUCAGAAUCUGGUAACAGAUCUAAAGUUGAUUCUUUGUGUUCAAAUUGUGAUCUUGCUCCUCUAACAUUGGAAUCUAAGGAAGCUGUGGAUGAAGAAUAUGAAAAAACAAACACUUGUAUCAAAUUAAUGACAGAAAACUUGUCAAGUGAUGCAGAGACUGGGCAACACCAGUUGAAGAUCAAAGGCUAUGACUCUGAACAUCCACGUUCUCCCGUGAGUUCACUAGAAGGACCAGAGAAUUUGAGCCAUGAACCUUUGGCAGUUUCAGACUUGGAGAAUGAUGGCCAAGGUUUGCAAAUCAAGCUUCUACAAAUAGAAACAAUGUCUUUUGAAUCGGUUUCAGAGGGUCUAGAGAUGGUGGUAUCUAGUGAUGAGGGUGAUGAACCGAGCUCAGUAGGUUUCUAUCAGAAAGAUCCUCAAAUUAUCGAAAUUUAUCAAACUAGAGUCGAAGAAUGCUGGGAUUUCUCUUAUGUAGUUGAUGUAGUGGCGGAGUCAGGACUUCAGAUGAGGGACUUAGAAGAAAUGGGAAGCUGCCUAAGCCGAAAUUUGUUCUUGCGCGAUAAUGUUUUGGACCCGUUGGUGUUUUCAUCACUCGAGAAGAAGUAUGGGAAGUGUAUACCGAGGGAGAAGUCAGAAAGAAGGCUCUUAUUUGAUCGUUUAAAUUUGGGCCUCAUCGAGAUCUUUAAACCUUCAGUUGGCUUAAACACAUGGAGAAAACCAGUAGCAAAAAGAUUUUGUGCAUGCCAAAAAGGUCAGGAGCUCGAGGAAGUGUUGUGGUCCGUACUUGUGAACCAACAUGACGAGGUGAAGAAGGAUUCUUCUGAUAAAGUGUGUCAAAAGGAGUUGGAAUGGUUAGACUUAGAAGAAGAUACAGAUUUGAUAAUACAAGAGUUACAGUGUUUUCUGGUAGAUGAACUUAUAGAGGAGGUUUUGUGCAUGUAGGUACCAUUUUUUUCAAGGCUUUUUUUUAUGUUCUUCAUGUAGGUGAGGGUUUAUGUCAUUGAAUUUGUAAAAAGCAAAUGCAUUUUUGCGGAGUUUUUUUAGAGUCUGCAUGCUGCUAGAUCGUGAGGAAUAAAAAUAUAACAGCUAGUCUUGGCCGUGACCAUCUUAAUAUAAGACGGCCCAUCUACCUUCCGGUCCAAGUUUUUGUAAAAAUACAAUAUUACGUCUAUAGGGAUUUAUUUGUUUGAUAAGAUUUGCAUUUAGGUUAAUGAUGUAUGUGAGAGUUCAUCAUAUUUUUGGGUCA
Amaranthus tricolor (Joseph's coat) is the source of this 2702-nucleotide messenger RNA. RefSeq lists its product as uncharacterized. Bases 467 to 2398 code for a protein of 643 amino acids. The transcript is spliced from 4 exons. The record is from RefSeq and is a predicted model, not a curated record. NCBI's taxonomy places the organism in Eukaryota, Viridiplantae, Streptophyta, Magnoliopsida, Caryophyllales, Amaranthaceae.